AUGGAUGAUUUUGGUGAUAAUUUUGUUCAACCCGAAGUGGACCCUGCAGCCGAAUUUUUAGCUCGUGAACAGAAUCAGCUCGCAGGUCUAGAAGAUGACCUGGAAACAAGUGCACCGCCCCCUGUUGCGACGAGUUUAGCUUCAAAUGGACUUGACGAUUUCGUGGAAGUACCAAGUGCUGCAGCUUUUGACGCGAAUGGUUUGAUGGAUGAUGAACCCACUGUAGCUCCAGCCGCAACCCCUGUAGUUUCGGUAUUUAAACAAGAAAGAGAAGAGCCCGAAAAAAUCAAACUCUGGAGGGAAGAACAAAAAAAGAGACUAGAGGAGAAAGAUGCUGAAGAAGAGAUGAAGAAGCAAGAAAUGCUAAAAGUGGCGAAAAAGGAACUAGAAGAUUGGUACAAGACACAUGAAGAACAGAUAUCAAAAACCAAAGCUGCUAAUAGGUAA
This is a messenger RNA of Pieris macdunnoughi, 447 nucleotides long. The record is from the annotation of a GenBank genome assembly. Lineage: Eukaryota; Metazoa; Arthropoda; Insecta; Lepidoptera; Pieridae.